This is a messenger RNA of Musa acuminata AAA Group (dessert banana), 1116 nucleotides long. Its product is annotated as dehydration-responsive element-binding protein 1F-like. The record is from RefSeq and is a predicted model, not a curated record. The transcript has a single exon. The coding region runs from base 3 to 767 and encodes 254 amino acids. Gene Ontology annotation, molecular function: DNA-binding transcription factor activity; DNA binding. Gene Ontology annotation, biological process: regulation of DNA-templated transcription. Lineage: Eukaryota; Viridiplantae; Streptophyta; Magnoliopsida; Zingiberales; Musaceae.
UAAUGCAGCUCGAUCUCGGCUUUCAAGUUGCAAGGAAGGAAGGAGAAGCUGUCGCCUUUGAGUUCGAGGAAUCGUCGCCGUCGUCGGCCUCCCCCUCCUCGUCUUCGUGCUCAUCGCCGACGGUAGUAUCGACGGGAGGCUCCACGUCGGCCUCCCGCGCUCUGGGCCCGUCGCCGAAGCGGAAGGCCGGGCGGAAGAAGUUCCGGGAGACGCGACAUCCGGUGUACCACGGCGUGCGGGAGCGCAACGGCGGUCGGUGGGUGUGCGAGGUGCGGGAGCCCCGGAAGAAGAGCCGCAUCUGGCUGGGGACGUUCCGGGAGCCGGAGAUGGCCGCGCUGGCGCACGACGUGGCCGCCAUCGCGCUCCGCGGCGGGUCGGCCCAGCUCAACUUCCCGGACCUCGCAGGGGCACUGCCCCGCGCGCGAUCGACGGCGCCCGAUGACGUCCGCCGCGCCGCGGCCAAGGCGGCCGAGAUGUUACGACCUUUAAAGUCGUCGCCCGCGCCGCUGCCCGCCGUGUCGGAUGCAGGAGAAAGCCAGGGACGUGAGGCGAGGGAGGAGAAUACAGCGACCAAGGACGCUGCUGCACCUCCGGCGGCAGUGUUCGUGGACGAGGAGGAGCUGUUCAACAUGCCGGAGUUGAUCGAGGACAUGGCGAGGGGGUUGCUGCUGACGCCCCCAGCGUUGCAGUGGCGAGGGUUCGAUUGGGAUAUUGCGGUGGAGGAGGAGCAAGAAAUAAGCUUGUGGCCACUGUGGAAUCACGAAUGAGAAACAUUUCUCGCAAGAAAUAGAUUAUAUAUAUAUAUAUAUAUAAUCUAAAAUCUCAACAAUUUGUCACUUGAAACAUUUUGCUCAUCUGUCUUGGGAAACAGCCUUGAGCCAUGGCCUCGGGGCCGACGUGGCUCGGUUCGGGUCUGGACGACGGGGAUCUUCCUGGGACGUUCCUCGAGCCCGUCGAGGUGGUCGCGCUGAGGUGGUCCGAUUGGGACGGGGUGGCCGCUUCCUCCGAGCAAGAGCUCCUCGCUUGCGCGUCCCGCGGGGACCUUUAGCUUCGCACCUGCACAAAGGUCGGGUCGGGAAGCUCGACCCGACCCCUCCGACGAUCAAAUCAGAUGAU